Molecule: messenger RNA, 1752 nt
Organism: Triticum dicoccoides
Lineage: Eukaryota; Viridiplantae; Streptophyta; Magnoliopsida; Poales; Poaceae
Product: vacuolar protein sorting-associated protein 36-like
Exons: 8
Coding region: 47-1387 (446 amino acids)
Biological process (GO): protein transport to vacuole involved in ubiquitin-dependent protein catabolic process via the multivesicular body sorting pathway
Cellular component (GO): ESCRT II complex; late endosome membrane
Molecular function (GO): phosphatidylinositol-3-phosphate binding; ubiquitin binding
Source: RefSeq, a predicted model, not a curated record
ACAAAAACACGGGGGAAAACCUCCGAAGUCCAAACUCUCCACAACCAUGUCCGUCGCCGCAGCCGACUGGCUCCCGUCAGCGACCGUCACGGCGUCCGGCCGGCCGGUGCUGUCCGCCGGCGAGAUCGAGCGGCACCUGCUUCCGCUCGUCGACCUCGAGCCCGAGGAGAACCCCCGCCUCGCGCCCCUCCGCGGCUGCCUCCUCGCGCUCACCUCCCACCGGCUCAUCUUCCUCCACGAGGCCUCCCUCUCCGCGCGCGCCCUCCCGCUCGCGUCCAUCGUCCACCCGUACCCUCCCCACCGCAGGCACAACCAUAACCCACUCCGCUCCCUCUUCUCCUCGUCGUCCUCCUCCUCGUCGCAUCACCCGCGCAUCCGCAUCCAGAUCUCCCUGCCCCCGUCGCGGUCGGAGGUCGUCGCCGUCGUCGUCACCUGCAAGGCGGACGUGGAUGUGUUCUACGGGCGGCUGCUCGAGGCCAUCCGCGCGAGGGCCUGGGAGGCGACCGCCGCGGCUGCUCCGGCCAGUGGCGCCCCGGUGGCUGAGGGAGCCGCCCCAGCCGAGGAGGAUCUGGCGAUCAGGAUGCCCGUGGUUGGAGUGGCGGGGAUACUGCGGAAGGAGCAGGAGACGUGGGAGAGUGCGGGGCAGAACUUGCAGGAUGCCUUCCAGGAUCUCAACGCACUCAUGAGCAAAGCCAAGGAAAUGAUGGAAUUGGCAGAGAAGAUGAGGCAAAAGCUAUUGACGAACUCAUCUGCUCAAUCGAAUUCCAAUGACGAAGAGAUGGGUUCUAAGCAAGACAUGCAGGAUUUGCUAUUGAGCGUAGGCAUCGUGUCUCCUGUGACAAAGGAAACUGCUGGUGCUUUGUACCAUCAGCAGCUUUCACGACAGCUGGCUGACUUUGUAAGAGUACCAGUUGAGAGAGCAGGUGGUAUGAUGGCACUAGUCGAUGUCUACUGUCUCUUCAACCGUGCUAGGGGAACAGAGUUGAUCUCACCAGAGGAUCUUUUGCAAGCUUGCUCCCUUUGGGAGAAAUUUGAUGUCCCAGUGAUGCUCCGGAAAUUUGACGGUGGAGUGAAGGUGAUCCAGACCAAGACGCAUAGUGAUGAUGAGGUAUUUGCAAGAAUCUCAUCACUCGCACAAAAGCCGGAUGCUCUUCUCAAAGGAAUAAGCCCCAGCGACGCUGCAUUCACACUGGGGAUUGCACCAGCUUUAGCAAAGGAGCAUCUUCUAAAUGCAGAAAACAAAGGUCUACUCUGCAGGGAUGUCAGUCCAGAUGGGUUCCGUUUCUACAUCAAUUUGUUUAACGAGAUUGAUCUCCAGAAUAUUCAUUUGCCAAAAACUCAUGGACUAUACCACACUUGGAUAUCUGUGGCAACGGCAGCACAUUGACACAGUUUUGGUAGAGGUGGAUUCAGGUGAUUGAACUUUGAUGUGACUAUUUUGCCUGAAUACUCCCCUGUGUUGUAUCUCAUUUACUUCCUCUGUAAAGUAACAUAAGAGCGUUUAAAUCACUACUUAAAUCACUACUUUAGUGAUCUAAACGCUCUUAUAUUACUUUACGGAGAGAGUGCAAAUUACAAGACAUAACGUUUUCAUCAUUUGGUUGACAAAUGACUUUUGGUGUGCUGUAUAUGUAAGUUGAGCUGAGGAUUUUGGAUGGUUUUUACCAAGCCACAAAGAGUUUCAACAAAGGCAUGUAAUGGGGUACUGCAAAGUUGGGAGUUAAUAUAUCCUGAUACAAGCUACUGCAGAAA